Molecule: messenger RNA, 738 nt
Organism: Geodia barretti
Lineage: Eukaryota; Metazoa; Porifera; Demospongiae; Tetractinellida; Geodiidae
Source: the annotation of a GenBank genome assembly
GGUCAGCGCACCAGCAUGCAGUAUGUUACGACACGUGAGUAGAAGAGGGAUAUCAGUGGCCGCAACUCUAAGAAUGCCUAUAAAGGUUGGAGACACGCUGCCAUCUCUGGAGGUGCAGGAAGGCACACCAGCCACAACUGUGAAUGUGAAGGACUUGUUCGCUAGCAAGAAGGGCAUCCUAUUCGGAGUGCCUGGAGCCUUCACCCCUGGCUGCACGAAGACUCACCUGCCGGGCUAUGUGCAAGACUGGGAGAAGCUGAAGGCCAAGGGAGUUGAGGUAGUGGCCUGUGUGUCUGUCAAUGAUGUGUUUGUCAUGGCGGCUUGGGGAGAGGCACGUGGUGCUGAUGGCAAGGUCAGGAUGUUGGCUGAUCACAACGGAGCCUACACAAAGGUCUAUUGAAGACUUGAAGGUAGGGAUUGACGAUGACAUUGUGUUGUGACUAUUGCAGGCACUUGACUUGGAGUUUGAUGCAGUAGGUGCUCUUGGGUCUGUACGCUGCAAACGGUUCUCUGCAGUGGUGGAGGACAGUGUCGUCAAAGUCAUCAACGUGGAGCCAGAUGGUGCAGGCUUGACCUGUUCACUGUCAAAUGCACUAUUUGACCAACUUUGAACACUGGCAGGAGGACAAAUCAUUGCUCUAAUAAUAUAAUUAAAAGCUGUGAGGUUUCAAGGUACCUCUGUAAACCCUGAAUGUUUCAAAACUUACGCAUGCAUACACUGCUUUAUGCUUAAUUGAC